AUUUGUGUUAAAAUCUUAUUUGAUAUUUAAAUAUUUCAUAUAAUUUCACAAUUUCUACUUAAAUUUAAUAACGUAUGAUAUAAUGGGAAAGAAAAACAAAGAUUCUUUGGGCCGGGCUCUUAUUAAAGACAGAUUUUCUAAAAAUCGUCAUCGCCGACAUGUGGAAGAUAAUACAAUGUUGCACACUACAGAGGUCAACGAUGGCUAUGAAUGGGGUCGGCUCAACCUGCAGUCAGUCACAGCAGAGUCAUCUCUACAAGAGUUCCUCUCUACUGCUGAGCUUGCACAAAGAGAAUUCAUUGCGGAGAAACUUAAUGUGAAAUAUGUUAAGUCAGCCCCUGCAGCCGUUGAACUUGUCACUUCACAACCUAAUUUUGAUGAACCAUUGACUGUACCAAGAAGACCUCCAUGGGACCCGAGUAUAACAGCAGAAGAACAGAUAGGGCGUGAGAGAGAUGCUUUCUUGGACUGGAGACGGCACCUCAAUGAACUACAAGAGAAACUUGGAGCUGCGGUCACUCCAUAUGAGAGGAAUUUGGAGUUGUGGAAACAGUUGUGGAGGACUUUAGAGAAAUCGGACAUAGUUAUGAUACUUUUGGAUGCUAGAAACCCUUUAUUAUUUAGAUGUAUGGACUUGGAGAAGUAUGCAGCUGAACAAAAUUGUAAAUGUGUACUUUUACUGAACAAGGCUGAUUUGACAACUGAGUAUGUGAGAAAAUGUUGGGCCGAGUACUUUGGUAAAGAGGGUGUAUCGAUAAUAUUUUUCUCAGCUGCGAAAGCCUCUAAAGAAAGGAAAAUAUCAGAAGAAGAAGAACCAAGAAGAAAAAGUACAAGUGAUGAUAAUUCAGACACAGAAUCCUCGGAUGAUUCAGCGAUUGAUGUUGAUGAAAUAAAUCCUAUAAAAGAAGCGGAAGAUGAUAUUGAAAUGUUUAAAAAACAAUUAGGAAUUAUUGAUGAAGCGGUAACAAAUACGGCAUCAAAAUUGGACAGAAUUCAAGAGGUUCUAGACAAUGUUUUGGAAAACUUAAAAUUAGGGAAACCUAUCGAAUUUGAAGAAGAUAAACCAACUGUUAACCAAAUUGAAAUAAACGGAGAUAAUGAAAUGCAAAUUGUGAAUUCUCAUGAGAUAUUCAGUAGAGACAAACUAUUGGGAGUUUUAAGAAAAAUGAAAACAAGUAACUUCAAAAAUCCUCCGAGAUUGACAGUCGGUAUGAUUGGAUACCCGAAUGUUGGAAAAUCGAGCUCUGUUAAUGUUUUAAUGCAAACGAAAAAGGUGAGUGUGAGCUCGAUGCCGGGGCACACGCGGCACGUGCAGUCGCUGCAGCUGGAGGACGUGCAGCUGCUGGACUGCCCCGGGCUGGUGCUGCCGGCCUACGCCGUCGCGCCCGACCUGCUGCUCACCGCGGUGCUGCCCAUCGAUCAGAUGCGCUCCCACGACGCGGCGAUGGCCCGCCUGUGCGAGCUGGUGGGGCGACACACGUUCGAGGAGAAGUACGGGCUACUUUUGCCCGACCGCCAGGAGGGGGAGGGCAACGAGUAUAAAAAGAUACUCACAGCGCACGCAUUCAACCGCGGCUUCAUGUCUGCGGCGGGGCAGCCCGACGUGAGCAGGUCCGCGCGCCUCUUCCUCAAGGAGGCGGCGAGCGGCCGCUUGCACUGGGAGCAGCUGCCGCCGGGCUACCAGCCCGCGCCGCUAGAUUGUAGGAUGGAAGAGAAGAAGAACGACACGAGGAAACCCACGCCCAGGGAGACUAGGAUGGUCGAGGGUUGGCGGAAUACAUCAGCGGAGAUUGACAAUGCAUUUUUUGCUAUGAAGAAAAGUACAUCACAUGUUAAGGGAAAACCAAUUUUAGGGAUAACGGGUGUACAAUCCGACAAGCCAGUUGUAGGCAAGCCCUGGAAACAAGAGAAAAAACACGCAAACAAGAACAAGAGAGAAAAAUUAAGAAGAGUCUAUGCACAUUUGGAUGAACAUUAACUUAUACUGAUAAAAAUUACCGUAGAAGUAUAAAUAACCCCGAGGACCUAGCACGAAAAUUUCCGAGAAAGUAUUCGUAAUGCUAUAACCAAAACAUUUUAUAAGUUUUGUGCAUUUCCACAGCCGUUUUAAAGUUAUUCUUUUUUAGAUUUGUCAGUGUUCAAUACUUACUUGAAAAUUUUCGUGCUCAGUUCUUUGCCUGUCAAAUAGGCUUAUAAUUACUGUGUAUAAAAUUAAGUUUUAAAAUAAAAGUUAUUGGCCGUUUUACCUUUUUUGUUAACAU
Messenger RNA from Papilio polytes (common Mormon), 2261 nucleotides. RefSeq names its product large subunit GTPase 1 homolog (gene Ns3). The record is from RefSeq and is a predicted model, not a curated record. The transcript is spliced from 10 exons. Gene Ontology annotation, biological process: ribosomal subunit export from nucleus. Bases 83 to 1978 code for a protein of 631 amino acids. NCBI's taxonomy places the organism in Eukaryota, Metazoa, Arthropoda, Insecta, Lepidoptera, Papilionidae. Gene Ontology annotation, cellular component: cytosol. Gene Ontology annotation, molecular function: GTP binding; GTPase activity.